Molecule: messenger RNA, 2345 nt
Organism: Glossina fuscipes
Lineage: Eukaryota; Metazoa; Arthropoda; Insecta; Diptera; Glossinidae
Gene: Ssrp
Product: FACT complex subunit Ssrp1
Exons: 5
Coding region: 103-2277 (724 amino acids)
Cellular component (GO): nucleus; FACT complex
Molecular function (GO): histone binding; nucleosome binding; DNA binding
Source: RefSeq, a predicted model, not a curated record
UUCCUACAGGCGGUUGGCGUUGUUUAGCUUUUUGUUUGGCAGAUGAAAAACGAAGAAACGUGCACUUGCAUUUAUCCUUGUUCAUGCUAGCCGCGUAGAAAUAUGUCGGAAACUUUGGAAUAUGAUGUCUCAGCUGAAGUAAGAGGAGUUAUGACUCCAGGUCGUUUAAAGCUUUCUGAUCAACAAAUCGUUUUUAAAAACAGUAAAACUGGAAAAGUUGAACAAAUUGCUUCUGAAGAGAUUGAUUUAAUAAAUUCCCAGAAAUUUGUUGGUUCUUGGGGCUUGCGGAUAUUUACCAAAAACGGACAUUUGCAUCGGUUUGUUGGAUUCAAGGACAACGAACAUGAGAAAUUGGCAGCUUUCAUUAAGAAAUCUUACAAUCAAGAUCUAGUGGAAAAGGAAAUGUGUGUGAAAGGCUGGAAUUGGGGCACGGCGCGUUUCUUAGGCUCGGUGCUUAGUUUCGACAAAGACAGCAAAACCAUAUUUGAAGUGCCUCUGCCGCAUGUAUCCCAGUGCAUGACUGGAAAAAAUGAAGUCACUUUGGAAUUUCAUCAGAACGAUGAUGCGCCAGUAGGUCUAAUGGAAAUGCGUUUCCAUAUACCAUCUGUGGAGUCGGCAGAAGAUGAUCCAGUAGAGACAUUCCAAAGCAAUGUAAUGAAAAAGGCGUCGGUUAUAUCGGCAUCUGGAGAUGCUAUUGCUAUCUUCCCAGACAUACACUGUCUUACGCCCAGAGGUCAUUAUGAUAUCAAAAUAUUUCCCACUUUUUUUCAAUUACACGGCAAAACAUUCGACUAUAAAAUUCCUAUGAAUUCGGUUUUGCGCCUCUUCUUAUUGCCGCACAAAGAUAAUCGGCAAAUGUUUUUCGUUUUGUCUUUGGAUCCACCUAUAAAACAGGGCCAAACUCGGUAUCAUUACCUGGUCUAUUUAUUUGGCCCCGAAGAAGAAACUUCUAUCGAACUUCCGUUUAGCGAACAAGAACUUAAAGAGAAAUACGAUGGGAAAAUAGAAAAAGAACUUUCGGGUCCCCUAUAUGAGGUCAUGGGUAAAGUGAUGAAGGUAUUAAUAGGUCGAAAAAUUACGGGAUGUGGAAAUUUUGUCGGUCACUCUGGCACACCUGCGUUAGGUUGUUCUUUUAAAGCUGACAAAGGUUCUUUGUAUCCCUUGGAAAGGGGAUUUAUUUACUUGCAUAAGCCACCGAUACAUAUACGCUUCGAGGAGAUAGCUGCGGUAAACUUUGCUCGCAGCGGCGGUUCUACGCGUAGUUUUGAUUUUGAAAUUACUUUGAAAAAUGGCACCGUGCACACCUUCUGCUCCAUCGAAAAGGAGGAAUAUUCAAAACUGUUUGAUUUUAUUACACAGAAAAAGUUGCAUGUUAGCAACAUGGGCAAAGACAAAGGCGGUUAUAAGGACGUUGAUUUUGGCGAUUCAGAUAAUGAAAACGAACCGGAUGCCUAUUUGGCCCGUGUUAAGGCCGAAGCUCGUGAAAAAGAGUCCGAGGAGGAUGAUGACGGUUCGGAAGAAGAAUCUACGGAUGAAGAUUUCAAACCCAAUGAAAAUGAGUCUGAUGUGGCUGAAGAGUACGAUUCAAAUGCUCAAAGUGAUUCCGAUGAGGAUUCAGAUGCCAGUGGCGCAGGAAGCCCCGAUAAGCACAGUGCUGAUGAAAAAAAACACAGAAAACACAAAAAGGAAAGAAAGGAAAAGCGAGAAAGUAAAGAGAAGAGCAAAGAAAAAACGAAAAAAUCUGCGAAAAAGAAGGAUUUAAACAAACCGAAGCGGCCAACGACUGCUUUUAUGUUAUGGUUAAAUGAUACCCGAGAUCAAAUUAAACGUGAAAAUCCUGGCAUCUCAGUCACCGACCUUGCUAAAAAAGCUGGUGAAAUGUGGAAAGAAUUAAAAGAUAAAUCUAAAUGGGAAGAAAAAGCUGCUAAAGAUAAGCAACGUUAUUUGGAUCAAAUGAAGACCUAUAAACCUAGCGCAGAUAGCGGCGAUGAUCAGAACGCCAAACCGGCCAAGAAACGCAAAAAGGAAUCUCCAACGAAGAAAUCAGCUAACAUUUCUGGCUCAUUUAAGAGUAAAGAAUAUAUUUCAGAUGACGAUGACAGCUCCUCUAUUGAAGCUGAUAAUGAAGCGAGAAAAAGUAAAGAAGGCAAAGCUGCAGCCGACACCGAGAAAAAGAAAAACAAAACGAAUGGCGACGUGAAGAAGGGAAAGGCAAAGAAGUCGGCUAGUAAUGACGGAGAAUCUUCGCCCAGCACCGAAAUAGAAGAAAGCGAUUAAAAGGUCUAUUAUAUACAUAUUUAUAUAGUUCUUAACAUUAUCAAUAAACCACGAAAAGUAUGCUUAAA